Messenger RNA from Anopheles marshallii, 4119 nucleotides. Its product is annotated as cell division cycle and apoptosis regulator protein 1-like. Gene Ontology annotation, biological process: regulation of DNA-templated transcription. The record is from RefSeq and is a predicted model, not a curated record. NCBI's taxonomy places the organism in Eukaryota, Metazoa, Arthropoda, Insecta, Diptera, Culicidae. The transcript has 10 exons. The coding region runs from base 1 to 4119 and encodes 1372 amino acids. Gene Ontology annotation, cellular component: nucleus.
AUGGCGUUCAAUCAGAAAAAUCCGCCAUGGCAACGAAAUGCUGGGCACCAGAGCAUGGCUAACAUGCAGGCAAUUGUUAGCUUUUCGCAGGCGCAGGCCGUAUAUAACCCGAACAUAGGGCUGCAACAGCAACAGCAGCAGCAACAACAGCAGCAACAACAGCAUGCUCAGCAACAGCAGCAAAACAUUUCCAUUCUCACGCAUUCGACGUUGGGUAUUCCACAAUCGUCCAUUUAUUCACAGACGGUACAAUAUCCACCGUCCCGACCAAUCAAUGCCAUUGGUUAUCCGAAUCAACCACAAUCGCAACCGGCUCCGCAACCACAAGUGAAUUCGAGCACACCAAAGCUCAAUCCGAACAACCGCGCAUUCAGCGGUACCGGUCUUGUGACGAAGCUACAGAACGAUUACGGCAUUAUCGAUGAGCAAGUGUUCUUCCACACUAAUACCUGCGUGAAGGGUAUUCUGCCGAAGGUGGGUGACCGUGUGCUGGUCGAUGCGGCUUACAACACCAACAUGCCGUUCAAGUGGAACGCAUCCCGUGUCCAGGUAGUGCAGACCAGCGAUCUUAACUCCUCGAUGACUUCACAUACCAACUCGUCUUCGGCGCGUUCCCAUACUGCUGCGUACACCGGGAAUACAGGCUCCCAAAAUAAUGCAUCUGAAUCGCGCGCGAACGUUCGCAAUCGAUACUCGAACACAUCGUCCCGAAAGUCACCGGACCGCAACAUUCGUCGUUCAUCCAAUUCACGCACGAAGGAUGAUUACGACGAUGCGGAACGUAGACGGAAGCGUGACGAUCGUGAAUCAGAGCGGAGUUCGUAUCGCGAAAAGGCUCGUGCUCGCUCACCAGAGCGCCCGCGGGAGCGGGAGCGCAGUCCCGUUAAGAAGCAUUCACCCAAACGGGCUCGCCUUCGUUCGGUUCCGCCGUAUAUGGUGCAGGUUCCGAAACAAAUACUACCCGUCAAAAGUGUCAAUAUCCUAGAGUUGCGCACCCGCUACCCGAAACUCUACAUCCCGUCGGACUUUUUCCUGGCCGACGUUGGGUGGCCUAAAGCGUUCCCCCCAAGCGCACCGCUCCCACUGAACACCGGCUGUCACUUUCACGUGUUUAACAAAGAGGUGGAACGCCCCUUAGCGCUCGAAAAGACAAUCCUGGAUCCGCCCGAUGCCAACUAUCUGUACAGCGUGAAAGUGAUGCUGAUGAGCACCUCGGAACUGGCCGACAUCUACAAAAACUGCUUCUUCCGCAACGAAAAGGAGCGCCGGGACGAGACGCGCAACUAUCUGCAUCCUACGCGCAUGGUUAACUUCCUGGUUGGAACGCGGGGCAAAAAUGAGCUGAUGGCCGUCGGUGGCCCAUGGUCACCUUCGCUAGACGGGAUGCAUCCGCACACCGAUCCCAAGGUCCUGAUGCGAACGGCCAUCCGCACGUGCAAAGCGCUCACCGGGAUCGACCUGUCCGCCUGCACACAAUGGUACCGUUUCGUGGAUAUCUAUUAUCGUCGCACUGAAUCCUACCAUAAAGGUCGUUUGAUUCCGCCACGCGGUGAAACGGUGGUCAUAUUUCUGCCCCGUAUGAGUGCCUGCAUACCAUCGGAAAACCAGUGGGAUAAGAUACAGCAGAAUUAUCAACUUCAUUUGGAACGCAUUGUUAAAAGUAGCAACUCUAGCGGCAGCAACAGUGGGGACGACGCCAUUGAUGGUGGCGCCACUGUUCAGGAGGUACCGACGGUAGUCGAAACGCAUGCACCGGUUGCACAGAAUUCUAGCAGCGCGGACGAUGUUGGCAAGUCUACCGGAACCGCUAGUGUUGCGGAUGAACCGUCGGUCGGGUCGUCAGCAUCAGCGGAACCGUACGAUCAACAGCAAGACCCGCAGCCGCAGCAGCAACAGCAACAGUUGGCGGAUAAAAUCGCGACGGUCGGCUCUACGGUGGAGUCGGCGACAUCAGACGGCGGUCAGCCGGAUACUGCCAACAUUUCGGCCACGGUAUCGGUGAACGAGGGCAGCGGAAACCAGGUCGGUGGUAGCAGCAACAACAGCAACAGUAGCAGCUCAAUAAUGCCGCCGACUGAGACUCUUCCGGUCGUCAUGGAGAUUGACACCGAGACGCUGCUGAUGGAAUACAAAAAAAUGAAGGUUGCCGAGCUCAAAAUCGAACUUACAAACCGCAACCUAGCGACAGACGGUGUCAAGGCUGUGUUACUUGCCCGGCUAUCGGAAGCAAUUAUUGCAGAACAUCAACAAGCUUCACAGGCGGUAGCUGUACCGGUUAAGGAAGAAAUUCCUGAAGCGGAAACAAAAAUACCCGACACGGAUGUUGCUGUACAAAUGGAACCGGAAGCAGUUGUGGAAGUGCACACAGUGGUUGAGAUGACCCCGACGAAUAAGGAAGCCGACAACGGCACAGAUGACAGUAAAGGCAAGGUGGCCGUUUCUGCUAGCGACACUACCGAGACCAUCAAAACAGAAACCAGUCAGCAGGAUGCUGUCACAACCACUGCACCAGCCACGGCCGCACCCAUGCCUGCGCGCAAAAAGGAACAAACGGUGAAGCUGAGCGAGAAGGACCGUAAGAACCUCGAACGCUGGUACACGAUGCCGAAGGAGCCACACGUCGUCGUGCACCCAUCGCGCACGGCCAAAUCGGGCAAGUUUGAAUGUUCCGUCGUGUCGCUGUCGGUGCUGCUAGACUACCGGCCGGAGGACACGAAGGAACACUCGUUCGAGGUAGCGUUGUUUGCCGAGCUGUUCAACGACAUGCUGGCGCGUGAUUUUGGCUUCAAAAUCUACAGCGAACUGUACAAGCUGGGCAAAAAGCCUAACGAGAAAACGGUGGAAACAAAGAAAGAUAGCGGGACGGUAGCACCCGCUACGGAGCCUUCCAAAGCCCGUCCGGACGGUGGUGGUGAGGCAAAUAAUGGUGAGGAUAGCAAAAUGACUACCACCGAUAAGACCGACUCGGUCAAGGGGAAGGACGACAAGGAACAGAACGAUCGGAAGCGCCGUCAACGGAGCGUGGACGAUGACCAUCGUUCCAAGCAGGACACGGAACCGGCCCGCUUUUAUACAGUUCUGCCGGAACUUUUGCUAUCGUUCGUGUACUUCGAUAUCACGCAGUGCGGCUACAUGUUGGAGAAGGAUCUUGUAGAGCUGAUUUAUUGUCUCGGGCUGAAUCUGUCCCGUUCGCAAAUACGCAAAACCGUUGGUGAUGUUGCGGUAGCAAAGAACACGCUGCAUUACAGACAGCUCACCGAUAAGGUGCUGGAAACGGACAAGUCCGGUAAGAAGGUGGGAGAUGAUGGGUCGACACAGAAGACCAGUGUAGCCGAGUACCAGUGUACAGAGUACGAACUGACGGAACAGCAAGCGCUAGAAAUGGCAAACGGCAACACGGAUUACAUCAACCAGUUGCAAUCCAGUGUGAUGGAAAUUGUCAAUGGAAGCGACGGUUCAACGCAGGAACCAAUGGCAAAGAAAAUCAAAAUUGAAUCCAUCGAAGAUCUUCCGUCAACAUCGGAUGGUUUGGUAGAGUACAACGGCACCAUUGUGGAUGUUGGUAAGAGUUUGGAACAUACCAAGCUUAUCGAACAGGCACGCGAGCGUGCGGAGAAGUCGAUUGAAAUUCUGCGCAACAUGAACGAAGAGCUGACCGCCAAAAAUAAACGCUCGACGCAGCACAUCAGCGAGUUGAUCGCUGACUUAAAGAGUGCUAAGAAAAAGUUGGUCGACAACGAACUGACUAUUCGUGACUUGACGCGUAAGAAUACAGAAUAUCAUUCAAUCUUAACCAGUGUGUACGACCGCGUACGUCCUGCGGUGAACAUACCGGAUCGUAAACGGUCGACGUCCACCGUUUCCACGUCGAAACGCGAAAAUUCGAAGGAAAAGGCUUCUGCCCCUAAAGAGAAGGAAGUCGCCCAGCAGGAUGUGAAGAAAGCAGAUAAAGCUGCCGUCGAAGUAGAUAAAGCGAAGCGCGAACCAAGCGUCGUAACGCAGAGCGAGCGUACGGAGGAAACACCACAAAACGCGACAAAGGACACCAGUGGUGGGACCACGGCAAACGAUGCGGAACAUUCGGAAAGCGUUACUGCCGCUAAGAGCGACCAUGAAUAG